UUGGACUGGGAUUUGCAUCAUUGGUCCCUCUGGUUCUCAGGCCUGCAGAUACAAGCCUGAACUACACCACUGGCUUUCCUGGGACUGCAGCCUGCAGGCUGCAGAUCGUGGGACUCCUUGGCCUACACAACCACUCCUAGGUCUGACGGCUGCCCUCUGAAUUCUUGCGUUGGAGCUCACUGCACGGAGGCAGAAGUCGGGACUGUGAAAGGAAUCAUCCCACCCUUAGGGGACCUACGGUAAUUGCCGGGUGGAGAGCUGAGUGCCCUGGACGCACCUCGCCGGUUCGGCGCCGGCUGGGACAACAAAGGGAAGCGUGGACAGACGAAGAAGCUUCGAGGUGCGGGAGAGGCGGGGGCCCCAGGGAUGGUGCCUUGAGUCCACGGACCCGGACCCGGAUCCACAAAAAGAUUCUCAGACGGCCUUUGCUGCAUGCCAGCCCGGCCAGGGAAGGGAGUGGGCUCCGCACACCCCGCGCUUGCCGCCGAGCCUCUUUGGCGCAGGAACACAAGCUCCUGUCUCAUCCUAGGCUUCCAGAACCUCUGAGACCGGAGGCCCCCAGCUCUACCUCAUGCGUGCAGGAUCUGGCUAGCCAUGGCCCUCCUCCUCAGCUUCCUGCUGCUGCUGGAGCUGUUCUGGGAUACCUCUGCCCUGGGGCCUUUGUCAUCCACAAAGGGUUCUGAUGGUUUGGAAUUUGAAUUGCCGACCACGAACUAUGAGACCAAAGACUCUUACAAAGCUGGGCCCAUUGGUGUUCUCUUUAAAAUGGUGCAUGUCUUCCUCCGUGUGGUGCAGCCCAAUGCUUUCCCUGAAGAUAUUUUAAGAAAAAUUCUACAAAAGAAGUUCGACUUCUCAACUGAGUAUGAGAAGCCAGAAAAUGUAGUCUUGACUCUGAAGAUUAUCUACUAUGAAAUCGGGAUUAUUAUUUGUGCUGUCCUGGGACUGCUCUUUGUCUUUCUGAUGCCUCUGGUGGGGUUUUGCUUUGGUCUGUGCCGUUGCUGUAACAAGUGUGGUGGAGAAAUGCAUCAGCGGCAGAAGAAAAACGGGACCUUCCUGAGAAAAUACUUUACAGUCUCCCUCCUGGUGAUUUGUAUAUUCAUAAGUGUGGGUAUCAUCUAUGGCUUUGUGGCGAACCACCACCUGAGGACCCAGAUUGAAAAGACUCGGAAGUUGGCAGACAGCAACUUGAAAGACUUGAGAACCUUCCUGAAUGGAACGCCAGCGCAAAUCAACUAUGUGCUGAGCCAGUAUGCAACCACAAAGAAAAAGGCAUUCUCGGAUCUGGAUAAUAUUAAGUCAUUGCUAGGAGGUGGAAUUCACGAACAGCUAAGACCCAAAGUCACACCCGUGCUUGAUGAUAUCAAGGCCAUGGCAGAAGCAAUCAAGGAGACCAGAGAAGCCUUGUUGAAUGUAAACAACACUUUAAAGGAGCUGAAGAGGUCAACUGCACAGCUUAACACCAGCCUCAGUGAUGUGAAAAGGAAUGUGGAGCAGUCACUCAAUGACCCCAUGUGCUCUGUCCCGCCAGUGGCUACCACUUGUAACAACAUCAGAAUGUCCCUUGGCCAGCUGGAGGACAAUACCAACCUGGGUCAGCUCCCAUCUUUGGAUCAGCAAAUUGAUAAUAUUAAUGAUGUUCUUCAAACAGAUUUGUCCAGCCUGGUCCAACAGGGCUAUAAAUCCUUUAAUGAUAUUCCUGAGAUGGUGCAAAAUCAAACCACAGACAUCAUAUCAGAUAUCAAAAGUUCCUUGAAUUCCCUUGGUUCAAAUAUUGAAAAUAUAGGCGAGCAGAUUCCAAUACAGGAUAAGCUGUCCAAUUUCAUGGGUUACAUUAAUGACACUGAAACUUACAUCCACCAAAAUUUACCCACAUUGGAGGAGUAUGAUUCGUACAGGUGGCUGGGUGGCCUAGUUGUCUGCUGUUUGCUGACACUCGUGGUGGUUUUUUAUUACCUGGGCUUGAUGUGUGGCACAUGUGGCUAUGACCGCCAUUCCACCCCAACUGAACGAGGCUGCGUCUCGAACACUGGGGGCAUCUUCCUCAUGGUCGGGGUUGGAGUCAGUUUCCUCUUUUGUUGGAUACUGAUGACCAUCGUCGUUCUCACGUUUGUCAUUGGUGGAAACAUGGAAAAACUGGUUUGUGAGCCGUAUCAAAACGGGAAGUUAUUCCAGAUUUUGGACACACCGUAUUUACUAAAUAAGAAUUGGAAAUACUAUCUCUCUGGCAUGGUGUUUAACAACCCGGAUAUUAAUCUCACUUUUGAACAAGUUUACAGUGACUGCAAAGAAAAUAAGGGCAUCUAUACCACGCUUAAGCUUGAGAACAGCUACAAUAUCAGUGAGCAUCUCAACAUUCAGGAGCAUGCUGGAAACAUAAGCAAUGAUUUAAAAAAUCUGAAUGUAAAUAUUGACAAUAUUGUGCUGCUGGACGCAACAGGGAGAAAAAACCUGAUGAACUUCAGCGCUUCGGGAAUAGACACCAUAGACUAUAACGUCUACUUGGCUGAGAUGGGUAAAGCUCCCACCAAAGUGAAUCUUUUAGCCUUUGCAAGUGAUCUAGAAGCAAAAGCUGACCAUUUGCCCCAAGGAAGUUUGAAACAGUCCCUGAAAAAUAAUGCACAAACUAUUAGAACAGUUCACCGUGGCCAAGUCAUUCCUUUGGAACAGUCAAUGAAAUAUGGAAAGGCAAGGAGCACUAUCUACCAAAGCAUCAAGGAACUUCAACUCAAAAGCAGUGGAUUGAGGGUGAAAGUGGCCAAUAUUCUUUCCUCUCUGGAUUCUGCUCAGGACUUUCUCAAAACUCGCAUCUCCUCAAUUAUUGUUGAAGAAAGUACAAAGUACGGGAACACGAUAAUAGGAUACUUUGAACACUAUCUGCAGUGGGUCAAGAUCUCAAUUACUGAGCAAAUUGCAGCCUGCAAACCCGUGGCCACUGCUUUAGACUCUGCCGUGGAUGUCUUUCUGUGUAGCUACAUUAUCGACCCCAUGAAUUUGUUCUGGUUUGGCAUAGGGAAAGCGACCGUCUUUUUACUCCCCGCCAUCAUUUUCGCUGUGAAGCUGGCCAAGUACUAUCGUCGAAUGGACUCCGAGGACGUGUACGAUGAUAUGGAAAAUGGUAAUAUUGGUUUUCAUAGACAUCAUUCCACUCAGACUGUAUGAACAAAGUUUUUAAACAGACCCAACGGCACGAGUUCUUGACCUACAGCAUCUCCAAAUUCUGCAAAAGAGACCCUUCCCUCCCGGAGUUUACAGAGUUCAGUGAUUUUAUAUGCAACAUGCGCUCACGCGCCAAAGAGUGAAAAACCGUGUACACCUAUUUUUUAUUAAUCUCUAGAAGUUUUGCUUUAAUCAUCUGAGCCUUCGAUGAAAAUUUCAAUAUGUAAUACCUUCAUUGGAUUUCCAGGUUAGCUUUGGGAGCAAGAUGUGAAUUGUGUCCCACUUCCUUCCUUGGGAACUUAGACUUGUAGUUAGAGAACGUUCAGCAAAUCACAGAUGUGUGUGUAUGUGUGAACAAUAAAAGAAUGAUUUUGGAAA
Lontra canadensis (Northern American river otter) is the source of this 3534-nucleotide messenger RNA. It is a transcript of the gene PROM1, whose product is annotated as prominin 1. NCBI's taxonomy places the organism in Eukaryota, Metazoa, Chordata, Mammalia, Carnivora, Mustelidae. The transcript is spliced from 28 exons. The record is from RefSeq and is a predicted model, not a curated record. Gene Ontology annotation, molecular function: cholesterol binding. The coding region runs from base 595 to 3159 and encodes 854 amino acids. Gene Ontology annotation, cellular component: cilium; cell surface; apical plasma membrane.